Molecule: messenger RNA, 423 nt
Organism: Fusarium falciforme
Lineage: Eukaryota; Fungi; Ascomycota; Sordariomycetes; Hypocreales; Nectriaceae
Exons: 4
Coding region: 1-423 (140 amino acids)
Source: RefSeq, a predicted model, not a curated record
AUGGCUAUUAAUACCAUCUUCUACUUCACGCCGACGAGGAAAUUAGCUUUUUAUGUCAUCAGCGACAUCAUCGCCCUUGCGCUUCACGACGACGCCUUUGCCGCAGAGAGCUUAAUAGACGCCUCUAGGAAGGAGUCUAUGCUCAAGGUCCCCGUUUUCCGCCGCUUUGACCGCAAUGGCGAACUCUCCAAAGAUGAAGCCAUGCUCUAUGCCAAGUUCAGAGAUAACAUAGGCCAACAGAGCGAGAAUACAGGGUUCGAGUGGGCUUCCGAUCUGCAGAUUACUAAUAUACCCGCAGGUAACGCGCCGGACGCUAUCCGAGACCAGAUGAUGCGCCACGACCCCAAGUUUCUCACGUUUCACGACGCCUACCUUAAUCAGAUGGUCGAGUUUGACUUACAGAAUACCUUUCUUGAGGAAUAG